Messenger RNA from Aspergillus saccharolyticus JOP 1030-1, 1900 nucleotides. RefSeq lists its product as uncharacterized. The record is from RefSeq and is a predicted model, not a curated record. Bases 324 to 1592 code for a protein of 422 amino acids. The transcript has 3 exons. NCBI's taxonomy places the organism in Eukaryota, Fungi, Ascomycota, Eurotiomycetes, Eurotiales, Aspergillaceae.
UCCUUUCCACUCCACUUCCCCCCUCCUCUUAGUCUCUCUUUCACUGUUCACCAAUUCUCCAGUCUCUCGCUCACUUUCUUUUAAAACUACUCUCCUUUCCCCGUCUCGGAUUGAUUCCGUCAGACUGCUACUUUCUCUCUCUCAACUGUUCUCUGUGCUAGAGACCGUUGCUUCGUUCUUUCGAACCCAGUCAUUCAUUAUCCAACUUUGUUGCGAAUAGAUUUCGUGACUCACAUUCGUUCAACCCAAGCACUCUACCGCAGUCUCUACCCUAACACCAAACCAAAAAAAAACCCCCAUUUGUAAACCACCAAAUCACCAAGAUGCAGCUCACUACCAAGGUCUCUGUUGCCCUUCUGGGUGCUCUCGCAGCGGUUGGCGAGGCUAACAUCCACCACAACCUGCACUUUCACGGCCGUGAUUUUGGCUCCAGCUCCGCUGUAGUCCCCGUUGUCGCUGCGCCCACCACCACUGUCCUGCCCCCGGCCCCUGUUGCUGCCACCAGCUCCGCCUCGACGGCUGUUGCUGCCACGACCAGCGUGGCUGUCGCUCCUCAGGACACCACCGCCGCCUCCGUUGCUCCCGUUGCGCCCUCUUCCCAGGCUGUGGCUCCUGCCGGCACCUCUUCCGUGGCUGUUCCCCCCGUUGCGCCUGUGAGCUCGGCUGUAGUGGUGCCUUCGGCUCCUUCCUCUGCGCCGGUGGUGCCUGUUGGUCCCUCCUCCGUGCCUGUUGUCCCCGCCCACUCCUCUGUGGUGGUGCCCGGUGCUCACUCUUCGGCCCCCGUGCCUCCUUUCCCGUUCUCUUCGGCCGUCUCGGCCAUCACCUCCGCCCCCGUUCCUCUUGGAACCGGCGUGACCAAGUCUUCCGGCUCUACCAGCUCCGCGGCUGGCUCGGCCUCCGGAGCUGGCGCUGCUUCCUCUGGCGCUGCUUCCUCUGGCGCUGAGUCCGUCUCCACCGACUAUGAGACUCUGACCUCCACCAAGGAUGUCACUCUUACCUACACCCUGGGUGCCGGUGCCUCCAAGACCGUUGUGACCACCACUGUUCACCGCACCGUGACUGACGUCGAGACCGUCUAUGUGACCCCUGGAAGCCACAGCUCGAGCACUGCCAGCGCCGCGGCUCAGGACACCACUGUCACCUCCACCUCGACUGCCUAUGCCACUUACACCCUUCUGGCUGUUCCCUCGUCCACUGGUGCCGCUAGCUCUGCUGCCACCUCUGGCAGCUCCUCCAGCUCCGCUACCUCCGGCUCCGCUACCUCCAGCUCGUCCGGCGACAGCUGCGCUCCUGUCACUGUCACUGUGCACGACACGGUCACUGUGACUGUGACUCCUACCACUGCCGCUGCUAUCACCGCCACCCCCGACACCAACGUCGAGGUUGCCCAGCCCACCACCAGCGCUGAGGAGACCACCUCCGCCUCUACCUCCGAGGCCUCUACCAGCACUGCCACUGUUGUCCCCACCCCUCGCCCUCCUUUCGGCCACAGCAACGGCACCUUCCCUUACCCUAGCGGUGCGGCCCGACCCACUGGUUUCCAGACCAGCAGCAGGGCGGCCUUCCCCUCGCACUUCCGCCGCGUCUACUAGGUCCCCAGCCUGGCUUUUUCGUCUGUACUGAGAAUUGAUCCUGUGGCGUAAAGCUUGCGCUGGCCUUUGUACCUAUGAGAGGAUUUCAUGUUUAUUUUCUGGUACAAACUUGACAUAUUUUCAUCUUCAUUCACCUAGUCUAUACCUUCCAUUCUCGCCCUAUCCGACUCGGCACGGGAGACCGCGCAGUGGCGGUAGUUGUUCAAUUCUUGGGGUCCGUGAGAUCCUACCAUUACCAACGGGGUUGUUUCUUCGAUUAGUUUCUCUGUGAGACCUCUCAUGGGACGUGGAUUGUACAGCGGAGGCCC